This is a messenger RNA of Aspergillus homomorphus CBS 101889, 1607 nucleotides long. Its product is annotated as L-lactate dehydrogenase. Gene Ontology annotation, molecular function: FMN binding; oxidoreductase activity. The coding region runs from base 300 to 1565 and encodes 421 amino acids. Lineage: Eukaryota; Fungi; Ascomycota; Eurotiomycetes; Eurotiales; Aspergillaceae. The transcript is spliced from 4 exons. The record is from RefSeq and is a predicted model, not a curated record.
UUCGGCCCCUUAUAAGUCGACUUCUGAAGACUUUCAGAUCGACUGUACCAUCGGAGGAAUCUUAUGCUCAAGCUACCAAACCCUCGAUCCAGGUACCAAAGCUCUCUCGCCCGAGAAAUGCGUCAAGGUGAAGUCAUCACCAUGCAUCCAUUUACUUACUUAGCUAGCUGUACAGUCCAAUGCGACUCAUAAAUACCCCCAUCCAUACUUGCCAAGCAUCCUGUCACUUUUAAUGUCAGUAUAAGCUGUAGAUCAGCACUCUAUUGUAUCUAUCCAUUGCAUAUCACCUCCCCUUCACGAUGAGUGACCCGAACAAUCCCAACAUCCAGAAUCGCACCACUCCGCAAUGGGCAUUGUACCAGCGCGAGAACUUCUGGAAGGCGAACGAGGGUCAGACGCCUCCUUUCAACACUGACCCCACGAAGCUCGAAGAAGAAGCGAACCGCAAGCUUAGCCAGGGCGGAUGGUACUACGCCUCCUCGAACGCAGGCCUAUCAACAACGCACCUAGCCAACCGACAAGCCUUCUACCGGCACCGGAUCAUCCCCAACCAACUGGUCGACACGAACCUACGCGACACAACGACGACGAUUUUCGGACACCGGGUGUCCGCGCCCAUCGGAUUCGCGCCCAUCGGCAUCAACAAGAUUUACCACCCGUCCGCGGAGCUGGCGGUCGCCAAAGUAGCAGGCGAGCUGGGGCUGCCGUACUGCCUGUCGACGGCGGGCAGCACGCCGAUCGAGCAAGUGGGCGCGGCCAACGGAGAGGGCAACCCGCGGUUCUACCAGCUGUACAUGCCACACGACGACGAGUUGACGCUGUCGCUGCUGCAGCGGGCGUGGACGGCGGGGUUCGACGCGCUGAUCCUGACGACCGACACCUGGCAGCUGGGAUGGCGGCACGACGACGUGGCCAACUCCAACUACGCCUUCUACCGCGGCAUCGGCGCCGACCUGGGGCUGACGGAUCCUGUGUUCCGGCGCCGCUGCCACGAGGCUGGCAUCGACCCGGACGCGGACCCCGUCGCCGCCGCCACAAAGUGGAUCGACUCCGUCUGGCAUGGUCGCGCCUGGUCGUGGGAGAAGAUCCCCUGGUUGAUCGAGCAGUGGAAGCGCAUCUCCGGCGGUCGCCCCUUCGCCAUCAAGGGCAUCCAGUCGGUCGCCGACGCCAAGAAGUGCGUCGCGUAUGGCGUCGAUGGCAUCGUCGUGAGUAACCACGCCGGUCGCCAGGUCGAUGGCGCCAUCGCCAGUCUCGAUGCCCUGGAGAAUAUCGUCAAUGCCGUCGGCGACCAGAUCUACGUCAUGUUUGACUCCGGCGUGAGAGGCGCCAGUGAUGUCGCCAAGGCGUUGGCGCUCGGUGCCCGAUUCGUGUUCGUGGGCCGCCUCUGGAUCUGGGGCCUCAGUACCAUGGGCGAGGAGGGCGUGCGCCAUGUGAUGAAGUCGCUGCUGGCGGACUUUGAUAUCCUCAUGGCCGUGGGAGGAUUCAAUAGCGUCGAGGAUUUCGAUCAUUCCAUUUUAGAGUCAUACCCAAAGUCGUACACAUUGAUACCCGACAGAGUUCUAUAGGUCGAGGAGCUAAGCGGACCCUCGCCACUGUAUAGACUGGAG